Messenger RNA from Neltuma alba, 699 nucleotides. RefSeq lists its product as uncharacterized. Lineage: Eukaryota; Viridiplantae; Streptophyta; Magnoliopsida; Fabales; Fabaceae. The record is from RefSeq and is a predicted model, not a curated record. Bases 1 to 699 code for a protein of 232 amino acids. Gene Ontology annotation, molecular function: protein binding. The transcript is spliced from 2 exons.
AUGGAAGGAAGGCGCAAUUUUAACGACAUAGUUGCAGAGCCACUCACAAGAAACAGCAGUGCUGAUUGGUUCGAAUGGGUUAAGAACUAUCUGAUAUCUCGAGAUCUUUGGGAAGUGACGAAUAAUAGCGCAAGACCAGACGAAGAUGAUUUGGAAGGGUUUCCUAAAUGGAGAAGAAACAAUGCUGCAGCAUUGCACGUCAUCCGUAUCUCUUGUGGAUGUCCCAAUCACUCCCAUAUAAAAGGGGUCUCUAAAGCCAAAGAUGCAUGGGACAUUCUCUAUGAGACCUACAAUAAUAAUGCGCCGGCCUCUGCACCGGCUUCUCCCCCAGAGUUAACGGAGGUAGAAGAAUUAGAGAUGAGUAAUAUGCUCAAGGCCAUAGCUGAAAACAACUGGUUGGCUGCGAAAGCAUUCAUUGAUCGCUAUCCUCAGGUAUUGGACGUAGAUUUUGCGAAGUCAAUGGGCGAAACACCUCUUCACGUGGCUGCAAAAUUUGGGCAUCUGGGCAUAGUAGAGGAGCUGGUGAGAUUAGUUCCAGAAGAAUAUCUGGAGAUACGCGAUGCUUACUGGGGCAAUACUCCGCUUGCAAUGGCUGCUUCACACAGUGAACUUAUCCCAGUUGCAGCAUGCUUGAUCAGCAAAAAUAAAAAGCCACUUGAAAUUCCAACUGAUAAUAACGCUUGGGGAGAUUCCGGCUAA